AUGCAGCCAACCACUCAAGCCACCAAGAAGGACUCUUCUGACAAGAAAGACAACUACAUUGUCAGAGGAUGGGGCUGUGACCCUCAAUGCGUUAUCGCAUGA
This is a messenger RNA of Lachancea mirantina, 102 nucleotides long. Lineage: Eukaryota; Fungi; Ascomycota; Saccharomycetes; Saccharomycetales; Saccharomycetaceae. The record is from the annotation of a GenBank genome assembly.